Molecule: messenger RNA, 1005 nt
Organism: Candida dubliniensis CD36
Lineage: Eukaryota; Fungi; Ascomycota; Pichiomycetes; Serinales; Debaryomycetaceae
Exons: 1
Coding region: 1-1005 (334 amino acids)
Source: RefSeq, a predicted model, not a curated record
AUGCUCAGAAAUCUCUUACUUUCUCGGCGUACAUUUGUACGAAUGAGUUCUACCAAGUCACGAUUGAUUUCUCAGCCAUUCAAAAUGGAAAACACACAAAUGAUUCGUGAAACAGCAAGAAAGUUCCCACGACCGAAUUUCAUAUCCUUUGAUUUGUUUGGCACUCUAUAUGUCCCCAAGAAGCCAGUCCCCGACCAGUAUUAUGAAAUUGCUUAUCACGAGUUUGGCAUCAAUAAAUCUAUACAAUCAAUUGAAGAAGAGUUCCCAAUAAUUUAUAAUGAAAUGUUGCAGUCAUAUCCAAAUUACGGUAAGGGUCACCCGAAAUUCGAUAAUUGUGAUUCCUGGUGGAAAGAAUUAAUCAUCCGAUUAUUUCAAUUAGAUAGACACGAUGAUCAAGCCUUGGCCUUGUGUCAUCGGUUGAUCCACCACUUUACCAGUGAGGAAGCAUACUGUGUGUAUGAUGAUGUGGUGCCCACGUUGCAAGCAUUGCAAGAACACGGUGUCAAACUAAUUGUGGCCAGUAACUCUGACCCAAGAGCGUUAACUAUACUUGAAAGUUUGAAACUUAAACAGUACUUCCAUUGUAGUGAACAUUUCCAUUGCAGUGGGGUUUUUUUAUCAUAUGACUCAGAUUAUUCUAAACCAACAAAAGAGUUUUUUGAUGAAAUUGCUUUGGUCAAAUAUAGGGCCCACGUUGAUGCGAAUUAUCGAAGCAAGACCUAUCCCCCAAGUGGCUUUCUUGCUGAUUGUUGGCAUGUUGGCGAUAGUUACAACGACGAUUAUGUGGGAGCAGUGAGAGCUGGUUGGAACGGGGUCUUGUUGGAUAGAAAUCGUAUCAGUGAGUUCUUCAAGAAUGCGAAAACACCCAAGAAUGACGGAUGCUUUUUGAACGAUAGUCCGGAACCUAAAGGUGAUGAGAGAACAGACAAUGAGAUGUUGAUAUUGGCAAAUAAUAGAGUGGUCAUAACUAAACUAUCACAACUUUUGGAUAUUUUCAAGCUUUGA